Molecule: messenger RNA, 343 nt
Organism: Acanthoscelides obtectus
Lineage: Eukaryota; Metazoa; Arthropoda; Insecta; Coleoptera; Chrysomelidae
Source: the annotation of a GenBank genome assembly
AAAUGAUAGUGACAGCUGUCAAACUCAAACUGUUGAAAUCAAGGGAUCUGAACAGAAAAGCUCCUGAAGAGCGCUUGGCCAAGUAGAGCUGCCGUAACAGAUACAAAAUGCAUAUACGAGGGUGGGAACAUGCUAAGGAGAAAUACCUCUGAGGAUUUUGAAAUCUGUAUCAGUAGGCACAAGAAUCACGAAUGUCACACGUUGUUUGCAUCUAACCGUAUCCGCUACAAGGUGUGCAGGUACAAUUUUACCAAUCAAAUGGUGGUACAAAUUAUUGCCGAACCGGAUUGAUUGACACAAGUUGUUUUAUUUCUUUCCAAAAAUAAAUUAAAUUUUACCUGCC